This is a messenger RNA of Acanthocheilonema viteae, 3639 nucleotides long. Lineage: Eukaryota; Metazoa; Nematoda; Chromadorea; Rhabditida; Onchocercidae. The record is from the annotation of a GenBank genome assembly.
AUGAAAAGAAAGGCAACAAGCAAGCCGAUGCAAGAAAUUAUGGCAAAAAUAGUUGAAUUCUAUGCGGAUUGGCUUGAGUUUGUUGUAUUCCCUGAAGAGGUAAUAUUGAAUGAACCAGUUGAACGAUGGCCGCUGUGUGAUUGUUUGAUCAGUUUUCAUGCAACUGAUUUUCCUUUGCAUAAAGCUAUUGAAUAUGAACGUUUAAGGCACCCCUACGUUAUCAAUGACUUACAUAGACAAUAUGAUCUGUUAGAUCGACGCAAAGUUUUUAGAGCUUUGGCCCGCGCAGGUAUUGAGCAUCCUCGACAUGGCGUUCUCUUACGUGAUAAGGAAGGAAAAGAAUUUAGCGAUCAUAUCGAGGUCAAUGGAAUGAUGUUCAAUAAGCCGUUUGUAGAAAAGCCAUUAUCUGCUGAGGAUCAUAAUGUAUACAUCUAUUAUCCAAGUUCUGUUGGUGGUGGUUCGCAACGUUUGUUUAGAAAGAUAAACAAUCGCAGUAGUUGGUAUUCUCCGGUAAGCACAGUUCGUCGGGAAGGUUCUUACAUUUACGAAGAUUUCAUACCAGCAGAUGGCACUGAUGUUAAGGUUUAUGCCGUGGGUCCUUAUUAUGCUCAUGCAGAAGCUAGGAAAGCACCUGGUUUGGAUGGAAAAGUUGAACGUGAUUCACAUGGAAAAGAAGUUCGUUAUCCAGUUAUUUUGAGCAGCAGGGAAAAGUUGAUCGCAAGAAAAGUAGUUAUGGCGUUUGGGCAAACUGUUUGUGGCUUCGACUUGCUGCGUGCAAAUGGCAAAUCUUUCGUGUGUGAUGUUAAUGGAUUCUCAUUUGUCAAAACUUCAACGAAGUAUUAUGAGGACACGGCUAAAAUUUUAGGGAAUACUAUAUUACGGCGGUUAGCAUCAACAAUGAGUAUACCAUGGCAAAUUCCAUAUCAGGAUGAUGAUCCACCCCUAGUUUCAACACCGAGUGGAAAAAUAAUGGAGUUACGGUGUGUCAUUGCCAUUAUUAGACAUGGUGAUCGGACUCCAAAACAGAAAAUGAAGAUUGUUGUAACUGAUCAACGAUUUUUCGAUUUAUUCAAAAAGUAUAAUGAAUUCAAUAAAAAUGAAAUCAAAAUGAAACGUCCGAACCAGCUUAUGGAAGUACUAGAACUUGCUCGCGAAAUUCUUCAUGAGCAGCAAGUGCGUCGUAAUGAGUCAUUAAAAGAAAUGGAAUCUUGUGAAGAUAGUGAUGGCAGUUCCUCUAAACUUGAAAGAGAUUUGGAACAGUGUGAAGAAGCAAUCAAAAAAUGGGAUCAAGUACGUACUGUUCUUGAGAUGUAUGGUCAUUUUUCGGGUAUCAAUAGGAAAGUGCAAUUGAAGUAUUUGAAACCACGUGAUGAUGAAGAAGUUCAUCAGCAAUCAGCACUUAUGCUUAUUCUGAAAUGGGGUGGAGAAUUGACUACUGCAGGGAAUUUACAGGCAGAAGCGCUUGGAAAGCUAUUUAGAACUUUGUAUCCUGGAAUUCGGAGAACUGAUGGUAAAAGCUGUCCAGAAGAUACGCAGGGUCUCUUGGCAUUGGAGGGUGAACUUACACCAAUUUUAAUGCAAAUGGUUAAAUCAGCAAAUACUAAUGGACUAUUGGACGAUGACGUUAACGCACGAGACUUUCAACAAGAAUUAAAAUGCUACCUUCAUUCAGCACUACAAGUAGAUCGUGAUUGGACUACAGAAGAUCACGAAAAUUUGAAUCCGUCAGGUAUUCGUGCCUUAACAAAUGCUAUGGAAUUUAUCAAAAAUCCUCGGAAAAUGUGCGAAGAAAUUGCAAGUUACGUGCAACAGAUGGUGGAAAUAAUUAAGUGGCAUAAAUGCAACAAAUCAAAUCGGUCCUUGUAUUUGAAUGAAUCAUGGGACUUGGCAGAACGACGUUGGGCUAAAGAAUUGCAUGAAUUCCGUCGAGUUAAUAAAACUGGUGACGUGGAGUUCGAUAUUUCCAAAAUUCCGGAUAUUUAUGAUAAUAUCAAAUAUGACAUGGAGCAUAAUCCGGAAUUAUGUAUUAAUAAUGAAGGCCAAUUUGAAAGAAUGUACUUGUGUGCAAAAAAUAUGGCGGAUAUCGUCGUUCCACAGGAAUAUGGAAUUAGUGAGAAUAGUAAAGUAAUCAUCGGGCAGCAUGUUUGCACUCCACUACUGAAAAAAAUAAAAAGUGAUCUUCAUCAUUGUAUCGAAAAUCCGAACGAAGAUGACACACAAACUCGUCUGGAUCCAAGAGCAUCCCAAGGAAUAGCCACCCCACUUCGACAUGUUCGCACUCGCCUUUAUUUUACGAGCGAAUCACAUAUACAUACUAUAAUGAAUUUGAUAAAAUAUGGCGGUCUAUGCAAGGUAGAUGAUAAGAAGUGGCAACGCGCUAUGCACUUCCUGUCAUCAGUUACUGAAUAUAAUUAUAUGACACAAGUGGUUUUGAUGAUAUAUGAAGACAGUCGAACAGCAAGUACAAAGCAAGGCACUGAUCGCUUUCAUAUCGAACUAUUGUUUUCACCGGGCCUUUAUCCUUGCUUUUUAACUGAAAAGGAACGUAUCUAUGAAACACGCUUUCCAAACUCCAAUAGUAAGCAAUCGUCAGGACCAACAGGAACAAAAUCGAAGCUUUCCUCUCGAAAUUGUGCAACCUCAACUGCAUCGUUAUCAUCGAUGGGGAUUGCUGGCGGUGAAAAAGGCAUAAUCGACUCCGGGAAUUCGGCAUUUCCAGGAACUCUAACCAACAGUGGCAUGGAUGGAAGCCAUUCAGAAAGUAGCUCAUCCAGCAGUCUCAAUAACCUUACUGUUGGCAAAGCCUCUGCGCAAGCUUUAGUACUGACCAAAAAACGUCUAGAAUUGAACGAUUCAGAAGAUGAUUUAAAUGAUGAAAGUGUUAAUUUGGUUGCACUUGAUGAAGUCGCUUCCGGUCAAUACACAACGGAUGAAUUAGCUCGACACAGUCCUGGAAGUGUACAUCAUGGUAGGCGGCAUAUGGCAGCAAACAAUGAGACUAGAGGAGACUCCCGAAGUUUCGCGGGAAGCUGCUCGUCAAUAAGCGAUCUGGAUGCAGAGACAUCGGUUCGUGGUACCGCUUCAACAGAAAACCAUCUUAUUGGUUUGAUGAAAUCGAUGAGCGACAUUUCCUGCACGAAAUCAACGGUAGAGAUCAACUGGGAUUUUGUGAGUCCGGAUGAUCUCGAAUCUGCGACUUCUGAAGUGAAUAUUGAUCUGAGAAAUGGGCACAACUCUCCUGGUGCAUAGUUGGAUAACCGUCUAAUUAGUACAGAUGUACUUUUUGGUAAAUCGAACGAUUCAGCACGACGAAGAUUAUCCAAUAGUCCUGCAGUUCUAUCUACUGCAGUAAUCGCACGAUCAUCAAGUGCCCCGCGGUUACAAACUUACAAAGCAGAAGAUGAGAUAUCUGUGGGAGUUAAGUAAAUUCGCCGUUUCUGGCCUCCACUUCGAUCAUUGGAAACAUUACAUGACAAUAUACGUUUUAGUCAAUUGGAUCGUUUCCUUGAGCGAUUAAUGAAAAUUCGAACACCGAUACCUUCUCCACCAAAAACACCAACCUGUUCGAAUCAAAAGAUAUCGGCAGUUACAGCUGAGCUGUCCGAUACAGCAAAAAAAUUGGAACGAAUAGGUCACUGA